Molecule: messenger RNA, 3922 nt
Organism: Centropristis striata (black sea bass)
Lineage: Eukaryota; Metazoa; Chordata; Actinopteri; Perciformes; Serranidae
Gene: fbxl3l
Product: F-box and leucine-rich repeat protein 3, like
Exons: 5
Coding region: 272-1570 (432 amino acids)
Biological process (GO): G2/M transition of mitotic cell cycle; entrainment of circadian clock by photoperiod; SCF-dependent proteasomal ubiquitin-dependent protein catabolic process
Cellular component (GO): cytosol; nucleus; SCF ubiquitin ligase complex
Molecular function (GO): protein binding
Source: RefSeq, a predicted model, not a curated record
GUACCUCUCCCUCUCUGCAUGCAUGUUGGUGGUUGGAGAUGCACCCGAGCCGGUCCAUGUUUUCCCCGCUCACGUGUACCGGCUGCUCGGCAGUGCCAGUCAAGCUGUCGCUAAAGCCGAGAGGGGAGCUUAUUAUGGGAGCUGCUCCUGCUGUCGUAUAUCAGCAACAGCCAGCAUUUCUCCAUCUCCGGCCAUGGCUCCAAGUGAACGCUGUCUCCUCCGCCUGCAGAGCACCAAACCAGGAGUGAAGUGUUGUUAAAAGCCGUUAAUAAUGAAGCGAGGAAGGACGGGUCUCAAAUCAAAGUGCCAGCGCCUCCCCUCCCGGGAGGAGAGGGCUAAACGACAGAAGCGGGAGGCGUCCAGCUUCGACCUGUCUCCAGCAGAGGACUGGGGUAAUCUGCCCCACCACGUCGUCCUGCAGAUCUUCCAGCAUCUGUCCCUCGUAGACCGGGCCAGGGCGUCGUCUGUGUGCCGCCACUGGAAUGACAUCUUUCACACCCCUGACCUGUGGAGGAGGUUUGAGUUUGAGCUCAAUCAGCCAGCUACGUCAUACCUGCGCUCCACUCAUCCUGACCUCAUUCAGCAGAUCAUUAAGAAGCACGCCCAGCACCUACAGUACGUCAGCUUCAAGGUGGACAGCUGCACAGAAUCUGCAGAGGCGGCCUGUGACAUUCUCUCCCAGCUGGUGAACUGUACCAUUAAGACCCUGGGGCUGAUUUCCACAGCACGGCCCAGCUUCAUGGAUGUGUCUCAGGACCACUUUGUGUCUGCACUGACAGUGGUGUUCGUCAGCUCCAAGUCCCUGUCCUCUAUCAAGAUCGACGACACGCCAGUGGACGACCCGUCCCUGAAGGUGCUAGUUGCCAACAACAGCGACACCCUGAAGUUGCUGAAGAUGAGCAGCUGUCCUCAUGUCUCACCAGCAGGUAUCCUGUGUGUUGCAGACCAGUGCCAUGGCCUCAGGGAGCUGGCGUUGAACUACCACCUCCUGAGUGAUGAGCUGCUGCUCGCCCUCUCCACUGAAAAGCACGUCCACCUGGAGCACCUGCGCAUUGACGUGGUGAGUGAGAACCCCGGGCAGACAAACUUUCACACCAUCAAAAGAAGCAGCUGGGAGGCUUUGGUCCGACACUCGCCCAAGGUCAACAUCGUCAUGUACUUCUUCCUCUAUGAGGAGGAGUUUGAGCCCUUCUUCUGCGAGGAGACUCCCGUCACCCACCUGUACUUUGGCCGGGCAGUCAGCAAAGAGAUGCUGGGACGCAUCGGCCUGAACUGCCCUCGUCUGGUGGAGCUGGUGGUGUGCGCCAACGGCCUUCAGCCUCUGGAUGAGGAGCUGAUCCGUAUCGCCGAACGCUGCAAAAGCCUGACUGCCAUCGGGCUGGGCGAGUGUGAAGUGACCUGCAGUGGCUUCGUGGAGUUUGUAAAGAUGUGCGGGGGCAGGCUGACUCAGCUGUCAAUCAUGGAGGAGGUGUUGAUCCCCGACAGCAGCUACAACAUGGAGCAGAUCCACAGCGAGGUGUCCAAGCACCUUGGCCGCAUGUGGUUCCCUGAUAUGAUGCCCACCUGGUAGGUUGACAUGACACCAGUGUGGAGGACAUGAUGCCUACUAUAAGGCCUCUACACGACGAGUAUCUACAGUUACACAUUUGCCUGUUAAAAUAACGUAAAGCUUCAGUUUCAGGCUGCAGUGUGAUGUGCUCUUUCUGCACAAUGUCAGUGGUCGUAUGGUGUCAAAAGCAUUGAUACUGUUUCAAUAUAACAUGUUUAAAACAAUCUGUUCAUUUUACAUUCAAUGGUAUCAUUGGUUGAUGAAGUAUUCUGGUCCCUUACUUAAGUAAAAGUACUAAUACCACACUGUAAAAUUACUCCACUACAAGUAAAAGUCCUGCAUUCAAAACUUACUUAAGUAAAAGUACAAAAGUAUCAGGAUUAAAAUGUACUUAAAGUAUCAAAAGUAAAAGUACUUGUUAUGCAGAAUGGACCCACUCAGAUUGUUUUCUAGAUUCUAAAUAUAUUAUUAGAUUUUUAUUAUUCAUGCUUUUAUGUAAGCAGUGUUUUAUUUUAUCAAGGUAAGGCUCAUUAUAACGGCUUAAUAUACUUUAAUGAGGUUUAAUUUAAAAACAUGUCUAAUCACUUUAAAUUGAUCAUGUCUUUCAUGUUAAAUCUCAUCCUGAAAAGUAACUAAAUCUGGCAGCUAAAUGUAGUGGAGUAACAUGUAGAAUAUUUGCUUCUAAAAUGUAGUGGAGUAGGAGUAUAAAGUUACAUAAAAUAGAAAUACUCAAGUAAAGUGCAAGUACCUCAAAUUUGUACUUAAGUGCAGUACUUGAGUAAAUGCAGUAAGUUACAUUCCACCACUGAAUAGUAUCAAAAGUGCCCAAGCUAGAAAAAAAAGCAGAUCUGCAAUUGUAUUUUCAAUCCAAGGCCACAUUGAUGAAUACAAACAAAUACAAAUAUGUUGGUAUGUGUUCCGUGACUUUCAGUGUACCAGCACAAGCUGUUCAUUUCAUUUUGGUAUCUAAAGAGUAAUGGAGUAUCAUUUUUUUAUAGUAGCAUGCCAUCAGCAUUUAAAAUUCCUUACAUCCGUGUUCUUGGGUCAUUUCUAAAGCUGUAACUUGUAUUUUUAACUGCCAUAAAUUUGAUGUAAAUGUUUUCUUACCUUUAAAAAACAACUGUAGUGUGAGCACUAAGCUUUCUCUAUGCAUAGAUAUUGAAAUGUGAAAUCUUGAAUGUAGCAGGUUCUUUCAGUCGCUCACUGCAACCUUACAAGCAUUGUGCAUAAAGGAUGUGGAUCUGUCUUCUGCUGGCUACUUAUAUUAAAUGCAUCACACGUAUCACUUAUCCUGAACAGCAUCUCCUGCACUAUCAUCAGUGUAUGCUGUUCAGUGAUUUACAGGCCUCGUCUACUCCUCCUUAAGUAAGUUUAAAAAAGUAAGUAAAGACUAAUGCGAAUGCAGAGAGAACAAGAGUUUCCAGUUGAGCCUGAGCAGGAGUCACACCUUCAUGUAAAACACAAUGGUUCUUUUAUUUUCUUGUCUAUUUCAUUUUUUGUCAGUGGAGACCUUAUAAUCCCCCUUUUAUUGCUGUUUUGAGGAUCCUGGUUUCACACGAAACUAGAUCUUGGUAAUCCAGUAGCACCAACCAUUUUGUUGGGAAGGAGGCUAAAUAAUGUUACAUAGUUAGGCUGAAACUGACAUGACCAUUUUCAAAGAGGUACCAUUUGAACCCUAGAUAUCUGAAUGAAAUUGGUUUGUAUUUGUACCCACAAGUCUCUCCAUUACAGACAUGCCCACUUUAUGCCAAUACCAUGCAGUUUGAGGCAAAAAAAAUCAUGUUUUUCCUCAUGCACAAAUCAUUAAUCAAAUCAUUAAAUUGCAUACAUUUGGUAUCACUGGAAAGAUGAGACUUGUGUGGAGAAAAAUAGGAGGCGUUAAUAUUUCAUCCCUGGCAGUUAAAAAUCAUCAAGAAUAAGAUAAAACACACGCACACACCCCAAAAUGUGCCCUUUAAUAUAAGGAACAUCACCUAUAGUGAGUCAUAUUAAAAGCAGUGUUGCAGGAUUUUUUUCUUUUGAAGUUAUGUUUUUGCAUUUUUAUCUGUGUUUGUGUUGGAGCACUUGCUAAAACAGAUGAAGUUUUCCACACUGGAUGUCUUUACAGUGUUAAAAAUAGUUUUAUUUUUUACCAUGCUAUUUUUUUUUUACCACGUUAUAAAUGUAUUUUGUGCAAAAAGUUCUGGUGCAUUAGAACAAUAGUAUGCAGGGCAACACUGUAACACGUGACACAUUGAAGCAGUGGUGAAGAUUUGCCUUGUAUUUGUUAAUUUGUCACUUCAUAUGUUUCAAUGCUUUUUAUGCGUGAAGUCUGCAUCAUUGUUAUUGCUUCUUUGCUGUAUUUAAUUCUCAAUAAACAUUAUGUUAAAAACA